ACAAAGGAAUGUCUAGUCUUGGAUGAUCUUGGAUAUUGUUGGAUAUGUAGGUGUUGAUGUAGGUCUCAAUGCAAAAUUAAAUGCAUUAAAUGAAAUUGUUCGGCAAUCUGAGUUUACAUCUUCAUUCUUACAUUGUAAUCUAAUCUCGACGCCAAACUGUCUCACACAGGGGAAAAGGAACGAAAUCGAGGCAGCAUGCCAGAACCAGUACAUCAUCAAAUAAAUGCUGCUCGAAAAACGUUCCAAACAUUAUACCAAAUAUCCAAAUUAUUAAAUACAAAUUUAGAUCCCACGACAUUAAGUAUAUGUAUUCGAUUAUGUGAGAAUGGUGUAAAUCCAUAUGCACUUGCAACUGUAGUGAAGGAGUUGCAAAGAGAAGUUAAAGCCAUGGAUAAUACUAAUCAGUUAGAAUCUCCAACUAGCAAAUCUAGUUUAAAUAAAUAAUUAAAUCCAUGUUAUACGCUUAAUAAAUAAAAUUGAUCUGAUAGUGAA
This is a messenger RNA of Osmia lignaria (orchard mason bee), 492 nucleotides long. RefSeq names its product mitotic-spindle organizing protein 1. Gene Ontology annotation, cellular component: spindle; centrosome; interphase microtubule organizing center. Lineage: Eukaryota; Metazoa; Arthropoda; Insecta; Hymenoptera; Megachilidae. Gene Ontology annotation, biological process: mitotic spindle assembly; microtubule nucleation by interphase microtubule organizing center; gamma-tubulin complex localization. The record is from RefSeq and is a predicted model, not a curated record.